This is a messenger RNA of Nelumbo nucifera (sacred lotus), 1564 nucleotides long. RefSeq names its product GroES-like zinc-binding dehydrogenase family protein. Gene Ontology annotation, biological process: formaldehyde catabolic process. The record is from RefSeq and is a predicted model, not a curated record. Gene Ontology annotation, cellular component: cytosol. Lineage: Eukaryota; Viridiplantae; Streptophyta; Magnoliopsida; Proteales; Nelumbonaceae. Gene Ontology annotation, molecular function: zinc ion binding; alcohol dehydrogenase (NAD+) activity; S-(hydroxymethyl)glutathione dehydrogenase [NAD(P)+] activity.
GACGGAUGCUGUUCUUCGAUUCCUGCUUUAUUGCUUCAAGUGUAAACACUAAACACUUCUCCUUUUUGGGUGUAAUUCUGAACACUUCUUCGGAGUAAUUCAAUCAUGUCGGCCUCAACUAGAGAUCCUCAGGUCAUCACCUGCAAAGCUGCCGUUGCCUGGGGUCCCGGAGAAGCUCUGGUGUUGGAGGAAGUGGAGGUUGAUCCCCCGAAACCGAUGGAAAUUCGUAUAAAAGUCGUUUGCACCUCGCUCUGUCGGAGUGAUAUUACACAAUGGGAAUCUAAGGCACACACUCUACUAUUUCCUCGGAUAUUUGGCCAUGAGGCAUCAGGGAUUGUUGAGAGCAUUGGAGAAGGAGUGACUGAUUUUAAAGAAGGUGACCAUGUGCUUACGUUAUUCACUGGAGAAUGUAUGACAUGCAAACAUUGCACUUCUGGUAAAAGUAAUAUGUGCCAGGUAUUGGGAUUGGAAAGGAGAGGUGUAAUGCAUAGUGAUCAGAAGACCCGCUUCUCGAUAAAAGGGAAACCCAUCUAUCAUUAUUGUGCUGUUUCGAGUUUUAGUGAGUACACGGUUGUGCACUCAGGCUGUGCUGUUAAAAUAUGUCCUUCUGCACCAUUGGAGAAAAUAUGCUUGCUUAGUUGUGGAGUGGCUGCAGGUUUGGGUGCGGCUUGGAAUGUUGCUAACAUAUCAGAAGGUUCAAAUGUAGUUAUUUUUGGCCUAGGAACUGUGGGCCUUUCUGUAGCACAAGGUGCCAAGCUAAGGGGGGCAUCUAGAAUAAUUGGUGUAGAUACCAACCCUGAGAAAUAUAAAAAAGGAAAGGCUUUUGGUAUAACAGAAUUUAUUAAUCCAGCUGAUUGCAAUGAACCUGUUCAGGAGGUUAUUAAGCGCAUUACUGAUGGAGGGGCGGAUUAUUCUUUUGAGUGUAUUGGUGACACUGGAAUGAUAACUACUGCAUUGCAGUCAUGCUGUGAUGGUUGGGGUAUGACCGUCACUCUUGGUGUACCAAAAGUAAAGCCUGAGAUAACAGCUCACUAUGCAUUACUUCUUUCAGGAAGGACUUUACGAGGUUCUCUAUUUGGAGGGUGGAAACCUAAAUCUGAUCUUCCAUCAUUAGUAGAUAUGUAUUUGAAAAACGAAAUUCAAAUAGAUGAGUUCAUCACACAUAAUCUACAAUUUGAAGAAAUCAACGAAGCCUUCAAUCUGAUGAGAGAAGGGAAGUGCUUGCGGUGUGUCAUUCAUGUGACAAAAUAAUAUUCUUGGAGAUCUAGAGUCCAAGAGAAUAGUUGGCAGUGGCCAUAAGGCAAAUGGAAUAUACCUUCUAGGCAUGCUACUUGGGAGAAGUUGUCAACAAAAUCAGUAUUUGGCGUGUAGAUCUGUUUCAUCUAAGUUUAUUGAUCAAGUCAUGUUUUGGCAUUUUUGGUUGGGCUGUCAAUUAGCCGAACAAUGUAAAAACUCCUUUAUUUGUUGUAAUAAACUAUCUGCAUUUUCUUUUGCAAAUAUUCAUUCUGAUUUUCGGGGACCUUAUCAUAUACCUGCAAUGGGUGGAUACUGUUAUUUCUUACUA